Messenger RNA from Callorhinchus milii (elephant shark), 3748 nucleotides. RefSeq names its product proton myo-inositol cotransporter. Gene Ontology annotation, molecular function: myo-inositol:proton symporter activity. The transcript has 11 exons. NCBI's taxonomy places the organism in Eukaryota, Metazoa, Chordata, Chondrichthyes, Chimaeriformes, Callorhinchidae. The coding region runs from base 1 to 1791 and encodes 596 amino acids. The record is from RefSeq and is a predicted model, not a curated record. Gene Ontology annotation, cellular component: membrane. Gene Ontology annotation, biological process: transmembrane transport.
AUGGGGGGGCGCGGCAGUCGGGGAGAGGAGGCGGGGGAUAGGCUCCGCGCCCUGGGCCCGGGGCCCGGGGGGGAGCUCAGGCUGGAGAGAGCCGCCCGCCGGCAGCUUCAGGGGGACGAGACCCCGCGCUUCAUGUACGUCCUGACCGCCUUCUCGGCCCUCGGCGGCUUCUUGUUCGGCUAUGACACGGGGGUGGUGUCCGGGGCGCUGCUCGUCCUCAAGAAGGAGCUGAGGCUGAGCGCCCUGUGGCAGGAGCUGCUGGUGUCCGGGGCGGUGGGCGCUGCCGCUGUCGCCGCUCUCGCCGGCGGCGUCUUCAACAGCCUGUGGGGCCGCCGAGCCUGUGUCCUGGCGGCCAGCGCGCUCUUCACGGCCGGAGCCGCGGUGCUCGGCUUCGCGCCCGACACAGCCACUCUGCUCACCGGGAGAGUGGUGGUGGGACUCGGCAUCGGUCUGUCUUCCAUGACUGUAACAGUGUACAUUGCAGAGGCCGCCCCUUCUGAUCAGAGAGGACGAUUAGUUACCAUUAACACCCUCUUCAUUACUGGAGGACAGUUUGUCGCAAGUGUUAUGGAUGGAGCCUUCAGCUACCUUGAAAAGAAUGGCUGGCGGUACAUGUUGGGUCUUUCAGGCAUUCCAGCCAUCAUCCAGUUUCUGGGAUUCCUUUUCCUUCCAGAAAGCCCACGUUGGCUGAUUCAAAAAGGCAAGACUCAGAAAGCACGCAGAGUCCUAAGUCAGAUUCGUGGACACCAAAAUAUUGAUGAUGAAUAUGAAAGCAUCAUAAAUAGCAUUGAAGAGGAGGAAAAAGUAACAGGUGCAGGUGGUACUGUGAUAUGGAAUAUGCUCAACUACCCCCCAACUCGAAGAGCACUGAUAGUUGGAUGUGGAUUGCAGCUGUUUCAGCAACUUGCUGGUAUCAACACAGUCAUGUACUACAGUGCCACUAUACUGCAAAUGUCGGGAAUGCGAAAUGACAGAUUAUCAAUCUGGUUGGCAGCUGUUACAGCAUUCACAAACUUUAUUUUUACAUUGGCUGGAGUUUGGCUAGUUGAGAAGAUAGGACGCAGAAUGCUCACGCUGGGGAGUUUAGCAGGCACAGCAUUGAGCCUUGUAAUUUUAGGGCUUGGUUUUUGGCUGUCAGCCCAGGCUGCACCACGUGUGACACUGCACCCAGUCGAUCCGUCAGGUCAAAAUGUGAGCUGCACUCAGUACAAUUUUUGCGACAGUUGUAUGUUAGAUGAAAAAUGUGGCUUCUGCUAUAAACUUGAAGGUUCCAAUGUUACUGAAUCAUCGUGUGUUCCUAUAAAAACCCUAUCUGUGGCAAAGGCUGCCUGGGGCAGGUGCAGUAAUGAAACCGAACUUAAUAAAGAAGGAUUAUUUUGGGCGUACAACUUUUGCCCUACAAUAUAUUCCUGGAUGGCAUUUCUAGGUCUUAUUAUGUACCUAAUCUUUUUUGCACCUGGAAUGGGCCCUAUGCCUUGGACAAUAAAUUCUGAAAUAUAUCCACUGUGGGCUCGAAGUACAGGAAAUGCUUGUUCUGCUGGAGUCAAUUGGAUUUUUAAUGUCCUUGUUUCAGUGACAUUCUUACAUUUGGCAGAGUAUCUCACUUAUUAUGGAGUUUUCUUCUUGUACGCAGCACUGUCAGGUCUGGGAGUUAUUUUCAUCUAUGGAUGCCUUCCAGAGACAAAAGGAAAAAAAUUGGAGGAAAUUGAGUCCUUGUUUGAGCACAAGCUGUGCACAUGUGGUCUUUUGGAUUCCGAUGAAGUUUUUAAUCCACUCUGCCACUGUUCUUAAUUAUCCUCCAUGUGGACAACUAAAGAUGAAAAUGAAGAUGAAUUUAUGUGAUGCACAGGUGGGCAAAUAAACAUGCAUCAAACUCGUACCCAAAUGAAUUAUCCAAAUAGUCACUUUGUGACUAGAACUAGGUUCUAUACUUCUCAGAUGUUAUGAUGAAAAAAUAUUAUGUAAGUAUUUUGUUGGUGCAAAUUAUAUCAAAUUGUUUUCUUUUGACUCAUUUUUAAAAGUAAGGUAAUCCUGGAACAUACUUAGUUUUAUUUCAAAGGAUGUUUUGAAGUAUUCAGAAUGCUAUAGCAACAAUGGUGGAUUAGGGUACCAAAGUGCUUUGUUGUGAAGGUUUUUCCCCCUGGUAAGGUUUAAUCUUCCCUGCAUUUCAAUGCAAGUUGAGGAACAUUUCCCCAGGGAAGUAAAUAAUAUCUGUGAUCUGCUUGUAAGCAUAUCCUUGCAGCUAAUUGAAAAGUAUAAUUUGGCAAAAGGUUUUAGAAUACAUUGCCUGAUUGCUGGCCUGUUAUUUUGGACAAUAAUUAGUUUGAGGGACCUGAAUUGAAUCAGUAGCAAAUAAAGUUGUUUUUAAAAGUGCAUUGCAGGCAUUAUUAUAAAAUAAUAAAUUAUUGAUUGUAAACUAAAAUUAUAUUCUGGUGUCUAAUGCAGUAAAACUGAAGCACAUGAUGUAUGUUGAAAUAACUAUGUUGACACAGACAAAUAAUUCAAUUUUAUUUUGUCUUAAUUUAAAAUAGUAUCUUGCACUACACUGUAUUGCAAGUAAUCUUACAGUGAACCUAAACUAUUUGACAAAUAUUGAAACACAUUAAGUAAUGCUUAGUUGAAGUUUCAGUUUGCAAGGAAUACUGGAAUUUCACAUAAGGGUGCCAAAUAUCAUGUAUUAUAGAACUACACUUUUCAAAGUUAAAUACUUUAAGGUCCAAGCCAUUAAUGAUUUUCUUCAUGUGUUGUAAUUUCAAAAAGUCAAUGUGAUGCAAAGCAAGUUUUUAAAGUCACUUGGGAGUCGGGAAUGCAACAAUUUAGAAACUCGAAUGCAGCGAUCCUUCCCUUGUUUGGCAAAAAAUGUUCACAAACCAAAUGUGAAAACCUAUCUAAUUUGAAUGGUAUCAAUGUGAAUGAUAUAAAUGUAGCAUUAGAAUACUCCUGCAAGUAGAUAGUAUGUGGAUAUAUGAACAUAUCUGUCAACAAAAAUAGUCACUAAACUUGAACAGUUAUCUAGAUUUACUUUUGAGAAAUUGGAACAGGAGGCGUUAUAAAGUGCAAAUUCUUUUCUUUCUAUAUUUACAUCUUCACUCCUAAAGACAGCAAUCAAUUAUGAUAAUGUAACACUUCAUUGAUGGGCAAUUGAUUCCAGGUUGAAGCAAAGUUUGAUUUUUAUGUUUGUAUAAGAUAUCCAAUUGUUGCCUAUUUUAAGCACAAGUAGGAAAAUGUAUUUUAAAUUAUUUGAAUAGACAUUAAUUUAUUUGGGUUCUGAAUCUAUAGUGCUGUAGCACACAUGAACAUAGUUGUAGCUUAGUACUGUAUAAAAACAACUUAUCUUACCAUAACAAAACAUUCCAGUUAGAAAUUGUCUAUAUAAUGUGAAGUAUUUUUGUAUGUUCAAUUCACAUCAUGUAUUUGGUGUAAAAAACUUUGAAAGACAUGCUGUUGCAUAAUGUUUCAAUUAUUUGGAAUCUUACAUGAUUGUCAGUGCUCUGAAAUGCCUUUGCAAGAAGAAAUUGUUAAAAUACCAAUUAACUAUAAAACAUAAUAGUAUGUUUUUCAAACCAAAAUUAAUAUGUAUAACCUCAGUUAUGACAUGCUAUCUAGUUUCUGCUAACUCUUAAUCUUGGAGAUCAUUACGACAAGUGGCAUAUGAAAUGGACACUUGUUUGACACUGGAUAUCCUAAGUAUAUGGGGGGUAUCUGACACAUGAGAAUACAUACUUGGGAAUUUCUGUGUCUGGAAUGG